CAUAUAUCGCCCAAACGUGGGUAAAUGGUCGCAGCUUGGCUUUGUGCGCCUGGUUUGGUGUGUGGGUGACGUGCGCCCCUGCUUGACACUUGCCCCCUUACUGUCCGAACGAUUUUAAUAAAAACGAGUCGAUAUUUUGUUAAAAUUGCGAAUUUGUUGGUAAAAUGAACGGCCCGUUGAAGAUGUACCGCACGAGACAGGUCGUUCGCCACGACAUUGCAGUGCAGCUCCCUGACUGUAUGUACAAAUUGAAAAAUAUCCACGCUGCAAGAAAUGGUAUGGUUGAACAACGAACAGAUCACGUUUCAUCGGCCCCGAAAAAAGUGGAUAUUUGCGACCAGGUUAAACAGUUUUUAAAGAAUAACCAAAAUUUGCCUGAGAUGGCUGCGUUGGAGCUGAGGCAAGAGGAAAUCCUCCGGCAACUUGCUGAUUUGAAGAAACAAAUGGACAACAUCAGGAACAACUUACAAAUUUCCAAAAACGCGGCCGUUACGAGCCAAAUCAUCAAACCCAAACAAGGACCUCCCCCGAGUCUCCCCGACGUCAUAAUCAACGCGAGUCCAACAAACCCGCCUUAUUCGCUAGAACUCGUCCAGAAGUUGUGGAAAAACUACAUGUUUCUAUCUGUAAAAAGUUACACCCAUUCUAGCCUAAGUUCCUUGACUGAAAAUGCGCAACAAUUGACCAAAACCUUGGAAAGUUUCAAGCCGGGAAACGUCCCGAAAAUCAACGUAAAGCUCAUUUGGAAAGAUGUUGGAGCUAAUCCGGAACUGGUGGUCGCACACUCGCGCAUUUUUGGCGAAGUCAAUAUUCUGAGGUACUUAGCUAGGGUCACUUCGGACUACUUGAACUACGAGACUUGUAAUAAUGUUCACGAAAUCGAUGCGUUACUUGAUGUUUGUUACAAUAUUGUAAAGUCUAAGACCAAGACUGAAAGGGCGAGUUUGUUGCAAGUUUUGAACAAGUCGUUGGGGAAGAGUCAGUGGUUGGGUGACAGGAGUCAAAUCAGUAUUGCCGACUUAGCCGCCUACUCAGCCAUCAAACAGGCGACCAAUCCUAGUGAAGUUAAUGUUAAUUUAGGAAAGUGGAUGCAAAGAUGUGUAGCUUGUCAAUAAAACGCUUGUUUAAAUUAGA
Messenger RNA from Tribolium castaneum (red flour beetle), 1134 nucleotides. RefSeq names its product aaRS-interacting multifunctional protein 2 (gene AIMP2). Gene Ontology annotation, cellular component: aminoacyl-tRNA synthetase multienzyme complex. The record is from RefSeq and is a predicted model, not a curated record. The coding region runs from base 165 to 1115 and encodes 316 amino acids. NCBI's taxonomy places the organism in Eukaryota, Metazoa, Arthropoda, Insecta, Coleoptera, Tenebrionidae. The transcript is spliced from 4 exons.